Hemiscyllium ocellatum (epaulette shark) is the source of this 1512-nucleotide messenger RNA. RefSeq names its product immunoglobulin G-binding protein A-like. NCBI's taxonomy places the organism in Eukaryota, Metazoa, Chordata, Chondrichthyes, Orectolobiformes, Hemiscylliidae. The record is from RefSeq and is a predicted model, not a curated record. The transcript has 2 exons. The coding region runs from base 182 to 646 and encodes 154 amino acids.
GCCUGCCCCAGUCUGUUCAUGUUCCACUUAGUCAUACCAUUCUGCAAUGUCUCUAGACAACUGAAUUCAGCCAAAGGAGGCGUACUCUCCAUUGUUUGAGCAGUCCCAGUUCUUUCAGGUUUUUGGAGCUGUCCUGUCGCUGGGGUUUUGGGACAAGCUUUGUCUCUUUGGCUGGAAUAUUAUGGUUGAGGUUACCUCUUCAAUCGCUCAGUCCAGCUGCUCUCCCACCUGCUUCCCGUUCUGUUUGAAUCUUUGGAUGUUAUCGGGUUCUCUCAGAGGCUGCAGCAUUCCGACACCAACCAGCCGGGAAACAGCUGGGAAACAGCCCGGAAAACAGCCAGAAAACAGCCGGAAAACAGUCUGGAAAGCAGCCGGGAAACAGCCAGAAAAUAGUCUGGAAAGCAGCCGGGAAACAACCAGGAAACAGCCGGGAAACAGCCCGGAAAACAGCCUGGGGAACAGCCAGGAAACAGCCCGGAAAGCAGCCGGGAAACAGCCCGGAAAACAGCCCGGGGAACAGCCGGGAAACAGCCCGGGGAACAGCUGGGAAACAGCCCAGAAAACAGCCAGAAAACAGCCCGGGAAACAGCUGGGAAAUAGCCCGGAAAACAACCAGAAAACAGCCCGGGAAACAGCUGGGAAAUAGCCCGGAAAACAGCCAGAAAACAGCUGGGAAACAGCUGGGAAAUAGCCCGGAAAACAGCCAGGAAACAGCUGGGAAACAGCCCGGAAAACAGCCAGAAAACAGCCCGGGAAACAGCUGGGAAAUAGCCCGGGAAACAGCUGGGAAAUAGCCCGGAAAACAGCCAGAAAACAGCUGGGAAACAGCUGGGAAAUAGCCCGGAAAACAGCCAGGAAACAGCUGGGAAAUAGCCCGGAAAACAGCCAGAAAACAGCCCGGGAAACAGCUGGGAAAUAGCCCGGGAAACAGCUGGGAAAUAGCCCGGGAAACAGCUGGGAAAUAGCCCGGGAAACAGCCAGGAAACAGCUGGGAAACAGCUGGAAAACAGUCUGGAAAACAGCCAGAAAACAGUCUGGAAAGCAGCCGGGAAACAGCCAGGAAACAGCCGGGAAACAGCCCGGAAAGCAGCCGGGAAACAGCCCGGAAAGCAGCCGGGAAACAGCCGGGAAACAGCCCAGAACCAGACAUGUGGUUUUUCAAACCAGCUGUAGAGAUUGUUUGGGGAAAUUGGUUAAAAUCAAAGAUAAAAUAUUUGUGUUGAUUUUUAUGAUGUAUUUGUUUGAGAGAUUUGAAACAAACACAUUCCUUUCUUUUUUUUUGCUAAAUGAAUAGUUAUUGUAAUUUAGUUUCUAAUCUCCAGCAGCCUCUGGGUUUUAGUUCAGUUUUAACCUCGAUUGUAAAAGUGCCCAGGAACUAGACCUGAGGCAAGACUGCAACAAAAUCCACACUGGCACCUUUGAGAAUUAAUUAUUUAAUGAUCAUAUUUUAAAAUUCACUCUUGAGAUGUGGGUGUCACUGGCUGGGCCCAGUAUUUAUUCCCCAUCCCCAGU